Messenger RNA from Leishmania major strain Friedlin, 912 nucleotides. RefSeq lists its product as hypothetical. Lineage: Eukaryota; Euglenozoa; Kinetoplastea; Trypanosomatida; Trypanosomatidae. The coding region runs from base 1 to 912 and encodes 303 amino acids. The record is from RefSeq and is a predicted model, not a curated record. The transcript has a single exon.
AUGCAGAAGACGAUUCUCCAGAUCCUUCGCGAGCAGGAUGACGCCAGCAGCUCCUGCGUGCUUGCACUCCUGAAGGGAAACGCUAGCUUUCAGUGCCUCUCCAAGAGCGAGGGUGAGGACAUCCUCAAGCGCGACAACGAGGAUGCCGAGAAGCUGAGCGACGGCAUCCGCAUCGCCAUUCGCAAGGGCAUCGUGAGCGGAAAGCCGGAUGUGUCGCCAGUGAACAAGCUGAACGUGGUCGGCCUCAGUGCGCAGGAGGUGACGGACAAGAUUGUGGCAGCGCUCCCGUCCAAGAACGGCAAUGUCAUCAUUCUGCAGGGACUCAGCGGCACCGGCAAGGGCACCACCGUGAGCAAGCUCAAGGAUGCGCUGCCGAAGUGCGUCACGUGGAGCAACGGCAACAUUUUCCGCAGCUACACGUAUCUGUGCAACGAGGUUCUCGCUGCUCAGGGGAAGGAGAUCACGGAAGAGAGCUUGACUGACGAGCUGCUCUCCUCCGUCGAAAAGCGCGUCACGUUUGUGAAGUGCGAGGACGGGAUGUUCCAUACGAUGCUCGACGGCACAAGGCGCGUGGCGGAUGUGCAGAACACGUUGCUCAAGACCCCACUUAUCAGCUCCAAGGUACCGACGGUGGCCCAGCAGACCCAGGGCGAGGUCAUCCGCUUCGGUGCUGGUGCCGUCAAGCAGCUCAGCGCCGACGGCUACAACGUCAUUCUCGAGGGCCGUUCGCAGACGCUGGACUACAUUUCGAGCCCCCUCCGCUUCGAGCUCAUCAUCCCAGAUGUGGAGGUGCUCGGCCAGCGCCGUGCAGCGCAGCGCGUCAUGGCCAAGGCGCUGGAGAUGCUGGACGACAGCGCCUCAGACGAGGAGGUCAGCAAGGUGCUGGUGAAGGCAGUCGAGACCCUGCAGUAG